This is a messenger RNA of Solea solea (common sole), 4747 nucleotides long. It is a transcript of the gene tent5aa, whose product is annotated as terminal nucleotidyltransferase 5Aa. Gene Ontology annotation, molecular function: RNA binding; poly(A) RNA polymerase activity. The coding region runs from base 823 to 2028 and encodes 401 amino acids. The record is from RefSeq and is a predicted model, not a curated record. Lineage: Eukaryota; Metazoa; Chordata; Actinopteri; Pleuronectiformes; Soleidae. The transcript has 2 exons. Gene Ontology annotation, biological process: mRNA stabilization.
UGAGGGGGGAGCGGGAUGAAGCACAGCUGACACUUCUAGCAGAAGGCUGCAGGUCAGGUGGGCAGGUGACCUCCUCACUAACUCCCUCACGAGUGAGACGAACUGAACAGAGUCAGAGGGAGACAGAGGGAGUUGGACUUCCUGAGCGCAUACGCGUUAUUUGUUGUGGCAGCUGCUGUGAGGAGAAAUCAAAAAUACGCGUAUAGCUCCACAGGAUUCCUCUGAGAAGGAAGAAGAAGGUCGAUCGUCAGAGAGAGAGAGAGACAGAGAGAGAGAGAGGGAGAGGGAGGGAGGAUUGUACCAAAAGGAGCUGCGUAUUCAUGCAAAUUCAUCAAAUCGUAGGCGUGCCUUUUGGCGAUGGAGUCACGGGCGGAAAAGCAAACCCCCUCGUGGAUGCCUCGCUCCCCUCACAGACUGUGAUGCGCAGCGCUCGGACGCACUGACAGCUGCACCGGAGCAAUCGUUUGAAAAGCUCAGAGACAGAGAAGAGAAAGUUCGGACUCGUCUCUCUCCACGCGUGUUCUGAUAAAGCUGCACUUCGUCUUCAACUCAAACCCUCAGCGCGACAUCUGCGCCACUGGAUCUCCACCACAGGCUUCGCCACUAACUGCGCUGCUUAUUUAAUAUUUGUUUUGUUUUGUUUUAAUCAUAUAUUUAUAUUUGACCAUCUUUUCAUACGUAUUUCAAAUUCUUCAAACACUGACGCGGAUGAAGUUACAGUCGCUCUACUUUACACAAUCUGUGCGUAAAGGCGCCGCCGCUGUUUUGUUCCUUUUUUUCAGAAUUUGAUUUUAAUUUGUGGAAUUUUUUUUCAUCAACGCCAUGUCCGAGGACGACAGCAGCUCCAACACCAGCUCCAUGUCUGACACAGAGGGGAGCACCGUCAGCGUCCUCAACUGGGAGCAAGUGCAGCGGCUGGACGCCAUCCUAACCGAGACCAUACCGAUCCACGGCCGCGGGAACUUUCCCACUCUGGAGAUGCAGCCGCGGCAGAUCGUCAAGGUGGUGCGCAGUCGAAUGGAGCAGAAACAGAUCCACGUCCGGGACGUGCGGUUAAACGGCUCCGCGGCCAGUCACAUACUGCACGGGGACAGCGGACUGGGUUAUAAGGACCUCGACCUCAUAUUUUGCGCAGACAUGAAAGGAGAAAGUGAAUUCCAGACUGUGAAGGACAUAGUUUUGGACUGUCUCCUGGACUUUUUACCCGACUGUGUGAAUAAGGAGAAAAUAACACCGUUAACGUUAAAGGAAGCCUAUGUGCAGAAGAUGGUGAAGGUGUGUAAUGACUCCGACAGAUGGAGUCUCAUCUCCCUCUCCAACAACCGGGGGAAGAACGUCGAGCUGAAGUUUGUGGACUCUCUUCGGCGGCAGUUUGAGUUCAGUGUGGACUCCUUUCAGAUCAAGCUGGACUCCCUGCUGCUCUUCUACGAAUGCUCAGAGAACCCCAUGUCCGAGACUUUCCACCCCACCAUCAUGGGCGAGAGUGUAUACGGGGACUUCAGCGAGGCCCUGGACCACCUACGUCACAAGGUCAUCUGCACCCGCAACCCGGAAGAGAUCCGAGGUGGGGGUCUGCUGAAGUACUGUCAUCUGCUGGUGAGGGGAUUCCGGGCUGCUUCCGAGACCGAGAUGAAAUCCCUGCAGCGCUACAUGUGCUCACGGUUCUUCAUUGACUUCUCUGACAUUGGCGAGCAGCAGCGUAAGCUGGAGUCAUACCUUCAAAACCACUUUGUGGGCCUGGAGGACCGCAAGUACGACUACCUGAUGACCCUCCACGGGGUGGUCAACGAGAGUACAGUGUGUCUCAUGGGGCACGAGAGGCGGCAGACCUUAGGGCUGAUCGCCAUGCUGGCAGUGCGAGUGCUUGCCGAGCAGAACGUCAUUCCCAACGUGGCUAACGUCACGUGUUACUAUCAACCUGCUCCCUAUGUGGCAGAUGGCAACUUUAGUAACUACUACAUUGCGCAGGUACAGCCAGUGUUUGCUUGCCAGCAGGCUGCGUACUCCACCUGGCUGCCCUGUAACUGAGACAGCCCUAAGGGAAGGAGGAGGAGGAGGGAGAGAGUGUGAUUUGUUUGAACAGGAUAAAGCAGCAUAGUUGCCACCCCAAACCUGCCCAGUGUUUGUCAGCUGAAAGGAAAAAAAAAAAAAAAAAAAACCCAAAGGAGUCUUCUUUUUAUGUUGUUUUGCAUCAAAGCUUGUGAUUUUGUUCAUACAUUCAGUAUGUAUGCUAAAUAUAUUACAGCUGGCUUUUAACCCAAAUACGUAUUCCAGUGUGAAUGUUUCACAUUUCCUGAAACACCAGUGGCGCCUGACUCCUGCGCAGGCUGGAUAGGUUUGGAAAAAUACUUAUUUGGUGUAGCUCGGGGGCUGAUGGCUAAAUGCAAAUAUGUGACGGGCUUUUGAACGCAAGCAGCAGAACUGUCAUCGAGACCGAUCCAAUCUGCCAAGAACUCAUUAGCCAGCAUGUCCUGUGAGCAGGGCAAACGCCCACAUCAGUGUCCUGAAGUUGACAGCUACUACAGCCCAACUUUCAGGAGUGUGUUUCUCACUUACACACACACUUACACACACCCACACUCUGGGUGCAAUCGUAGGUGCGUGCAGGGCUCCCGCACGCACCCUACACUGCUUUACUUCAGAUGAACUAAGGUGACGUGCUGCUAAAAUCGUUUGGAUCACAGGCUGACAGCACCAGCGCCUUACAGUUGAACAUAACUAUGGUUUACAGACCAAAGAUUAUUAUUUUUUUGAUCGUUUCUAACAGUAAAAACCCAAUUUUGAUGCAGAGAAAAUAAACAAAAAAUAUGAAUAUACUUUAUGUCUAUUUGUAUAUGUGAACAUACGUGUGUUAAUAAGUGCCUAUUGCCUCUCAGGGGGCAAAGAAAAUGAGCAGGCCAUACGACUUUUUGCAAAUCUGCCCCAGUCUCAAGACAUCAGCAGCCCAGAGGUUUGUGAAUGUAUACGUGAAAUCAAGUGCAGUCAGUGUUUGCAUUUGGAUGCAUAUUAGCACCAGGAGUCAGUGUUGUCUUUCAAGUAAAGUAGCAGUCAAAAGUGCAAGUGAUUGUUUGUUUUCUUUCAAUUCCAAGAUUCAAAUAGCUCAUAUGGAUGUGAGGAAACUCCCGAUUUUGACGCUCAAAUGAUCCAAAUUAACACUGGCAUCAUUUACAAAUCAUCAGCAACUAAGAAAACGCUCAAUCAAGCUCAUACAUUUUCCUGAUUUUGUACAGUGGUGCUUCUCUUCUUCUUCUUGUCAGAGAAAAAAAAAAAAAAAAAACUUCACAUGACGGAAGAUAAGAGGAAAAGACCGCAUUCAGAGUCUGACAGAGAGCUGCUGUGUGUGUUCCUGUGCUUCCUCCUGGUUGAAGUAUAUUUGCAGAGACACCGCAGAUGACGAUGAGACACUAUUUGCUGUAGCACCCUGGCAGGGAAUUCCUCGGCUGCUGCUGAAGAGCUUAAACUUAGCCGAAGUUUGAUCUGUAGACACUCUGUUCAGGGUUCAGAAACUGUUGUGCCAAAACUUUUUGGUGGCCCCACUGAUAGCCCUAAAGUUUGAUGAGCCAUUUGUUGAUGCACUGCAGACAAAGGUGAUGUCUUUAAAGAAGACGAGGAGAUAGAGUAGGGGAGAGAGAGAGAGAGAGAGAGAGAGAGAAAAGGAGAGGGAAAGGGAAAUGUGGCAGGAGGCAGAGUGAGUCAGUCUGGAGAGAUGGGUGCAGCUGGUGAUGGGGUUUAUCACUUUAGGGCUACAAUGCUGUACUGUACAAACUGUCUCUGUUUCAGUCGCACUGCAAGUCAAUGCACGGUGCUGCAGCUCACCCCCCUUUUUUUCAGGGAACACCAAAACAUCCUGUCAUCAGCAUUUGCUCUGUUUCCAUCGUCCGAAUAUUGUUUGAAAUGAAAGGAAAAAAAAAAAGAAAAGAGAGUGAAAAGUUCACACCAGCUUCACAACUUAUUUUUUUCCUUUGUGAUGUCGCUUUAAUGAUGUCUAAUAGUAAUAAUAAUGAUUAUAAUGUAUGCUUCAAUCCACACCAAUUUUAAAGAACUGUGUGUGUAUAUAUAUAUACUGUAUAUAUUUAAUGACAUGCCAUAGCUUUGCAAACUAUACCGCGCCUUCCUUAAUGGCAAAACAUAAAAUAAAAUAAAAUGGUGAUUUCAAGCAUAAAGACGAAGGUUAGACUCUACGUCCAGCAUCAAUGCAUCUCAGCAUCAUGAAAAGGAAAGGAAAAAAAAAAAAAUGCAUUUCCUGUGUCUCACAUAACAUCUGCACUGUCCAGUUGUUUCCUUCUACCAGUGACUGUCCACGUCGAUGGUAUCCUUUGGAUUGUGCAGGCAAAUGUAUUGUCUUUUGAUACUCUGUGAAGUCUAUAACACCUGACUAGCUAGUUAGCUCCAGUCUGCCUGUCAGUUAGGGAUUGUGCCUCUCACUUAGAGAUUGUGGGUAAUAUGCUUUGUCUUGUGUGUGUGUGUGUGUGUGAGUCGUCUCAAAUAUCUUUUUUUCCUGCUCUCGCGCAGUCUUUUACAAACGACACUUUGGAAAAAGAAAGAAAAAAGAUCCUUGUCUUGUAUGUAUAUUUUUUAAUGAUUGUUAUUUUUAUAAAUGUAACAGACACUGCAGAUUUGGCAGUGCUUUUGAAUCUGUGACUGGGCUUCGACGGAUAUGUUCUCAAUAGCCUUUUUUGCUAUGUCAUGUGUCCAAUGGGUCAAAAGGUUAAUGAUGUUUUCAUCAAUAAAAUAUCUGAAAACCCGA